Molecule: messenger RNA, 1764 nt
Organism: Penicillium soppii
Lineage: Eukaryota; Fungi; Ascomycota; Eurotiomycetes; Eurotiales; Aspergillaceae
Product: NAD(P)/FAD-dependent oxidoreductase
Exons: 4
Coding region: 1-1764 (587 amino acids)
Molecular function (GO): catalytic activity; FAD binding
Source: RefSeq, a predicted model, not a curated record
AUGUCUGUUCCCGAGAGCUGCAAGGUUUUGAUUGUGGGUGGUGGCCCUGCAGGGUCCUACUCCGCUUCGGUUCUGGCCCGUGAGGGUAUCAGUGUGGUUGUGUUGGAAGCCGACAAAUUUCCCAGGUCAGUUCUGACUUCAAAGCUUGCACAACGCAAGAAAAUCGAGCUCAGCAAACAUGCUAACUAUGAACGAAGAUAUCAUAUCGGAGAGAGCAUGCUUCCCUCUAUGCGCCACUUCCUCAAGUUCAUUGAUUGCUACGAGAAGUUCGAUUCUCAUGGCUUCCGCAUCAAGAAUGGUGGUGCUUUCCGCCUGAACUGGUCCCGCCCUGAGACAUGCUACUCCUGGAACGUCAUCCGAUCUGAGGCAGAUGAGAUUCUCUUCCGCCAUGCUGGCGAGAGCGGAGCAAAGAUCUUUGACGAGACCAAGGUCACCAGCAUCGAAUUCGAGCCUUCCUCCGAGGAGUCUACUGACUCUGAUGUUCCUAACCCCGGAAAGCCUGUUUCGGCAACCUGGUCUCGCAAGGAUGGCAGCACUGGCUCUGUCAAGUUUGACUACAUCAUUGACGCCAGUGGCCGGGCCGGUAUUGUCAGCACAAAGUAUCUCAAGAACCGGCGGUACAACCAAGGUCUCAAGAAUGUUGCCAGCUGGGCCUACUGGAACGGUGGUGGCACUUACGGAGUUGGCACCCACAAGGUCGGCUCGCCGUACUUUGAGGCCUUGAAGGAUGCCAGUGGCUGGGUUUGGUUUAUUCCUCUCCACAACGGUACCCACUCUGUUGGUAUUGUGCAGAACCAGGCCAAGGCCACCGAGAAGAAGAAGGCAAUGGACUCACCUUCCAGCAAGGACUUCUAUCUUGAAUCUUUGAACUUGGUCCCGGGUAUCAAGGAUCUGCUAGCAAACGGCGAGCUGGUCUCCGAGGUCAAGUCUGCUUCCGACUGGUCUUACAGCGCUUCUACAUAUGCUUUCCCUCAGGUCCGUAUCGCUGGAGAUGCCGGAUGCUUCAUUGAUCCCUUCUUCUCUUCUGGUGUGCACCUUGCCCUGUCCAGUGGUUUGUCUGCUGCGACAACUAUUGCCGCUGCCAUCCGUGGGGACGUCACUGAGAAGGAGGCCGCAACAUGGCACUCCAAGAAAGUGUCCGAGGGCUACACUCGUUUCCUUCUGGUCGUCCUGAGCUCCCUCAAACAGAUCCGCUCCCAGGAUGAACCUGUAUUGAACGACUGGGAUGAGGAGAGCUUCGAGCGAGCCUUCGAUCACUUCCGACCCAUCAUCCAGGGUACGGUCGACACAGACACCAAAGGCAAGUUGAGUACCGCAGAAAUCUCCAAGACCAUCGACUUCUGCUUCCGAGCCUUUGCCCACGUCCCCAUCGAACAGAAGGAUGCUCUGCUCGAGAAGCUCAAAAACCUCGGUCUGAGCGAUCCCACAGCCACAGACCUCAAGACCCGUGAGGCUAUCGAGGAGCUGGAGAAGACCCUCUCUCCCGAGGAGUUGAACAUUAUGAACACAAUUCGUGGACGCCGGAUGAUUCGUGCCGAGGACUCCUUGAACAUUGAGAACUUCACUCUGGACACUAUCAACGGCAUGGCUCCCUACCUUCAGCGUGGAAGUCUGACACUGCGCAAGGCCGAGGGAUACAAGCCUGAUGUCUCAAAGACGGAUCUUCUUUCAUUCCUCAAUGGUGAAGCUGCUCAUCAUGAAGAUUCCAAGGACGAGAAAGUACCUGCUGUUGCAGUUGAGGAGGUUACUGCUAUUGUUGUUUAA